Molecule: messenger RNA, 2827 nt
Organism: Solea solea (common sole)
Lineage: Eukaryota; Metazoa; Chordata; Actinopteri; Pleuronectiformes; Soleidae
Gene: cyp27c1
Product: cytochrome P450 27C1
Exons: 9
Coding region: 153-1787 (544 amino acids)
Biological process (GO): C21-steroid hormone biosynthetic process; cortisol metabolic process; cholesterol metabolic process
Cellular component (GO): mitochondrial inner membrane
Molecular function (GO): iron ion binding; heme binding; monooxygenase activity
Source: RefSeq, a predicted model, not a curated record
UGUAUUACCGCACAGAGAGGACUGAGUGACUCACUGUAAGCGCACGUGCAAGUUUGGUUCAUGCAUCUGCAGCUGUGAACUUACACGGUUUGUUUUUUUCUCAGUCACACUUUGUUGUUGUUUUUGUUUUCACUCACUGCUGUUAAAAAAUAAUGGCAUUGGUGAAUCAUUUGACUGCCUCAUGCUGGAGGAAUCUUCAGGGAGACCGGCUCCACAAGCAGCUCUCCUCCGUCAUUUUACGCCACUUACACAAGUCAGCGACCAGCGAGGCUUUGGAGAUCAGCGCGACCGGAGAAGAGGCCAUGCCCCAGAGACUGAUCACACCGGCGGAUGUCGGCGGGACGAGGAGGAUCAAGAGCCUGAAGGAGAUGCCGGGACCGAGCACCUUCUCCAACCUGGUCGAGUUCUUCUGGAGAGACGGCUUCAGCAGAAUUCAUGAAAUUCAGAACGAACACAGGAAGAAGUAUGGGAAGAUCUUUAAGUCCCGCUUCGGACCCCAGCUGGUGGUCUCGAUCGCGGAUCACGACCUGGUGGCCGAGGUGCUGAGGGCCGAGGGCACGGCUCCCCAGAGGGCCAACAUGGAGUCGUGGAAGGAGUACAGAGACAUGAGAGGCCGGUCCACCGGUCUCAUCUCAGCGGAGGGAGAGCAGUGGCUGAAGAUGCGGGGCGUGCUCAGGCAGCUCAUCAUGCGUCCCCGCGACGUGGCCGCCUUCUCCGAUGACGUGAACAAAGUGGUCGACGACCUGAUCAAGAGAGUUUGCACCCUGCGCAGCCGGGAGUCCGACGGAGCGACCGUCCUCAAUGUGAACGACCUCUUCUUCAAAUACGCCAUGGAAGGUGUGUCAGCCAUUUUAUAUGAGUGCAGACUGGGCUGUUUAGAAAACGAAGUCCCCCGGGAAACCCAAGAUUACAUCACGGCUUUGCACCUCAUGUUCAGCUCCUUCAAGACGACGAUGUAUGCCGGAGCCAUCCCCAAAUGGCUCCGACCUGUUAUUCCCAAACCGUGGCUGGAAUUCUGUAACUCUUGGGAUGGCCUCUUCAAAUUCACGCAUAUUCACGUUGAUAAGAGGCUCAGUGAUAUAAAAGCCCAGAUGGAGCAGGAAGAGGAGGUGAAGGGGGGACUGCUCACGCACAUGCUCGUCACCAGGGAGAUGAACCUGGAGGAAAUCUACGCCAACAUUACGGAGAUGCUAUUGGCCGGCGUCGACACGACAUCCUUCACUCUUUCGUGGGCCAGCUACCUGUUGGCACGACACCCUCAGGUACAGGAGCAGAUCUUCGCAGAAGUGACAUCGGCUCUGGGACCCAGAACAGUCGCCACAGCUGAUGAUAUUCCCCGUCUGCCCCUCAUCAGAGGACUGGUCAAAGAAACUCUCAGGCUUUUUCCAGUUCUCCCAGGCAACGGAAGGAUUACCCAGGAUGACUUGGUGGUGGGUGGAUACUUCAUCCCCAAAGGGACUCAGCUGGCCCUGUGUCACUACUCCACAUCUCUGGACGAAGAGAACUUCCCCGACUCCUCAGACUUCUGUCCGAAGCGCUGGAUACGGAAAGAUUCCACAGACCGAGUCGACAACUUUGGCUCCAUUCCCUUUGGCUACGGCAUCCGGAGCUGCAUCGGCAGGAGAAUAGCAGAAUUAGAGAUGCAUCUCGCUCUCACAAGGCUCAUUCAAAGGUUUCACAUCGGAGUGUCUCCUCUCACGACUGAUGUCAAGGCGAAAACCCAUGGCCUCCUCUGUCCUGCUGCCCCGAUUCACCUGCAGUUCACCGACAGGGAAACAAGAAGCUGAUUCCUCACCUGAAGGUUUACAACACUCAUUUUAAAUGCUGGGGGGAAGGUGGUGCUUUUAGCAAACCCUCUACGCUGUUAGAUUUGAAAUACCAAGCUCAGACUGAGGUUUUACUCAGGCAAAGAAAUGUGUCGGACCUCCUGUGUGUGAGGAAUACACAAAAAAAAAGUACUGGACCUAUAAUAUAAUGUUUAAAACUGUUGUUUAUACUUAUAAAUUGUACUCACCCUUCAUCUUAUUCAAAGUAGUGACUGUAAAAAUGAAUUAUAAUCCACAAUAUGUACAAAAUUGUAUCCUAAUCAAUGCUUUUAAUUAGUGAUGUUUGUUUUACACAUUACUACAAUAUCACAGUGUUUCCUUUUAAGCAAACUAAUCACUGGUUAUGUUAAUGGAUACCAGGAAUGUACUGAAAAUGUAUGUAUAUAAUGAGCUAUAUGUGAUGUUCUUUGAUCAUUUGAUUUAACUGAGGAAUAAUGUUUAACCACUAGAGGGCAUGAUCUUAUGUAGGAAACAUAAUGUAGGAAGAACAAAUUUAUGCAUAUAUAUAUAUACAUACAUACAUACAUAUAUAAAUAUGUAUAUGCUGUUUAUGUGAUUUUUGUCGUUUAUUGUCCAAGUGAUGUUUAUUGAGAGGGAAAGUGUAUGUUACAGAUUGUUGCAGGAGGAAGUUGUUGUUAGAUCGUGCCAUUAUUAGAAGGAUCACAUUGUAAGAGGGGGAAAUCUCAGCGUUUGUCUGCUGUUGUGUUCAUCUGCAGAUUUUACUGUAUUAAACAGUAGUAUAUAAAGUAAAGUAGUAUAUAAACACACGUAUGCAGAGCAAUGGAAUUGAAUGGGGAUGGCAAGAUAAAAGGUUUUUGGGAGCUUUAAGAUUUUGUGAUUGAUGUAAAUGUACAACAGUGCACUGCCGUAUGCAAUAAAGAAAUGGUAUCUUGUGCCCAUUUUUGACCUCAUUUCUUUGUGAGGACCCUGUUUGGUCCAAAAAAGUGAUGGACAAUAAAUCUUUGUGGAUAUAAUGUAAUAAAUGAUUCUAUAAAAAUCUG